AUGUCUGCGGCCACCCAUGCGUCUGCAGGCCCCUGGUCGAAACUCCCGACGCCGUUGACACCAUGGAUCCUAGAUGUAGUCCAGUCCGGCAUGGGCCACACGGGCAUGACACCCGUACAAGCUUCUGCGAUCCCACUCUUCAUGAAGAAUAAAGACGUCGUAGUCGAAGCCGUCACCGGAUCAGGCAAAACUCUUGCUUUCGUCCUUCCCAUUCUCGAGCGUCUCGUACGAAGGGAACGACCGCUGCGCAAAAACGAGCUUGGCGCACUCAUCAUCUCUCCUACAAGAGAACUGGCUUCCCAAAUCCACGCCGUAAUCAAGCUCUUCCUCGAUUCCCAACCCGCACGAGACGAUGGAGAAGAUGGCUCGCCCUCCGCCCCGCAAUAUCCACCGCCACUAUUACUCGUGUCUUCCUCUACUUCAUCGCCCGCUCAAGACGUCCAACGUUUCCUUGAGACACGUGCCGACAUCGUCGUCGGCACACCCGGGCGUGUUGAAGAGUUUCUACUGGGUCGCGGCCGCGCGGCCGUGAGCGCCAAGGAGCUUGAGAUACUUGUGUUGGACGAAGCAGACCGGCUGCUUGACUUAGGCUUCCAUCAAAGCAUCACACGCAUUCUCAACGCGCUUCCGAAACAGCGUCGUACGGGACUCUUCAGCGCCACAAUGACAGACGCCGACGCGCUCUCCGAACUCGUCCGCGCAGGGCUGCGCAACCCUGCACGCGUAGUCGUGAAAGUCACCGCUAAGCGCGCGGCGGCCUCGGGCGGUGCGGCAGCGCCUAUUGAGGAACGACGCAUACCGGCGAACCUCAAGAUUUACGCCAUAACCUGCCCACCGGCUGCCAAGCUCGUCCAACUCACGCGAAUAAUCGCACACGAAACGGCGACCCACGCUUCAUCCCGCAUGAUCGUCUAUCUAUCAACAGCAGCUCAAGUUGACUACCUCUACCGCAUCCUCCCUCGACUAUUACCCAAGUCCCACCACCUCUUUACGCUACACGGGCAUCUUCAGCCCUCCGCUCGCACGAGAACCUUAACAACCUUCUCCUCGCAUCCCGCGACACCUCAGUCGCCUGCGAUACUACUUGCUACGGACGUAGCCGCGCGCGGACUUGAUCUACCGGACGUAGACGCUGUGCUACAGCUUGAUGCGCCGGCGGAUGCACGAGCGUUCAGUCAUCGGUGUGGGAGAACGGCUAGGGCGGGCCGGAGUGGGCGCGCGUGGGUGCUGCUCGCGCCCAGCGAAGACGCAUAUGUCGAGUUCUUGGGUGUGCGGAAGAUCCCCGUCAGAAGGAGAGGGAGGAUCAGGGAGGAUGGGACAUUUGCGGCCGUCGAGGAGAAGAAGGAAGGAGACAGUGCGAUGCUCGUCGACGGCGACGAGAAAGCCAAAGCGGAUGGAGUGGAGAAUGGAACUCAAGAAGUAGCGGAGGAUCCAGACGCAAAUACUGUUGCGAAAUUCGAGUCGAUCAUCCGAACCCAUCUACUCACGGAUCGUGACCUCUCCGACCGCGGAGCCCGUGCCUUCGUUUCAUUCGUGCGAGCGUACGGUACACACGACGCCGGCUUCCUCUUCCGCGCGACAGCUCUGGACCUUGUUGGACUCGCCCGCGCGUAUGGUCUAUUACGUCUACCGCGUAUGCCUGAGCUCAAAGGGCGCGAUACCUCGAGCUGGAAAGACGCAGAUGUUGAUUGGGAGGAGUAUGCGUACAAGGACGAGAAGCAGGAGGCGAAGAGGCGAGCUGAAGCUACAAAGAGAAAAGAAGAAGGGCAGGAGAAGCGGGAGAGCAAAAAGCGAAAGGUCAUGGAAGCGCCAUGGAGUGACCAGACGAAGAGGAAGGAAGGGAAGUUGAAGAGGAAAGAGAAGAAGAUUGCGAAAAGGAAGUGGCUCGAUGUACAGAAGAAGGCGGGUGGGGAGGGUACGGCGGACGCCGAGAGCGGGGAUAACGGUGAUGGAAGCGAUAUUGACGACGGGACAAAGCUGCGUGAAGGCGCUGAAGGGAGUGACGGAGAGGAGGAGGCCGCGGAUUGGAAAGAACUGGAGCGUGAGGAGCGCGCGGCGAAGAGGGCGAAACGGAGUGGUGCUACGCAAGUCGCGCUUGAGGCCGACUUCGGGGACCUGUAA
Peniophora sp. CBMAI 1063 is the source of this 2121-nucleotide messenger RNA. The record is from the annotation of a GenBank genome assembly. NCBI's taxonomy places the organism in Eukaryota, Fungi, Basidiomycota, Agaricomycetes, Russulales, Peniophoraceae.